CAGGUGAUGUCGCUGCUCAACUCCCUGUACUCGCGGUACGACGCCAUGCUGGACAAGUACGGCGUGUACAAGGUUGAGACCAUCGGCGACUGCUACUUUGUUGCUGGCGGGCUGAUCCACGAGGACGAGGACGGUAUGGCGGCGGCCAUGCUUUCCGCUGCUCGCGAAGUGUUGAUGCCCACGACGGGGCUGCCCGUUGAGAUCCGCAUCGGGCUGCACACGGGGCCCGUGGUGAGCGGCGUGGUGGGCACCCGCAUGCCGCGGUUCUGUCUGUUCGGCGACACGGUCAACACCGCCAGCCGCAUUGAGAGCACCGGACUGCCCGGGGCCAUACACGCCUCCGAGGCGACG
Messenger RNA from Volvox carteri f. nagariensis, 351 nucleotides. RefSeq names its product guanylyl and adenylyl cyclase family member (gene cyc24). The record is from RefSeq and is a predicted model, not a curated record. Gene Ontology annotation, biological process: receptor guanylyl cyclase signaling pathway; intracellular signal transduction; cGMP biosynthetic process. Gene Ontology annotation, molecular function: guanylate cyclase activity; peptide receptor activity. The annotation marks the transcript as partial. The transcript has 3 exons. NCBI's taxonomy places the organism in Eukaryota, Viridiplantae, Chlorophyta, Chlorophyceae, Chlamydomonadales, Volvocaceae.